AUGUCGACCGAGGGGCUCUCAGCUCCCGGGAGCAGUGUCUAUUCGUCUGACUCCAUGUACGUCGGUGAUGGAACAUGGGAUUCGCAGCGCAAUACCUUCCUGCUGCCCAAUCUAAUGGGCCUCAACUUCGACACCAUGCGCUACAAUGGCAUGGGCAAUCGCUUUCGCAACAUGGCCGGCUACAAGCCUCUCAUCACCGCUCACGGUAUCCUUGCCGCCGUUACCUUCCUCUUCGUCGUACCUGGCGCAAUCUUCAUGGCACGGUUUUACCACCGAAACCCACGACUCGCCCUACGCGUACACAUCUGGCUCCAGAUUUUGACCUUGCUCCUUGCAACUGCCCUCAUCGUGCUCGGCUUCCAAGCUGUUGGUCUGGAGAGGUCUUUAACGAAUCCGCACCACGGUAUUGGUGUAGCUCUGUACACUCUUGUUGUAGUACAAGUCCUGGGAGGAUCCAUCAUACACCGUCUAGAGAAAGGCAAAGAGCGCUUUAAGGUCCCUCUGAAACUCAUAUUGCAUCAAUGGAUAGGUCGCGUCGUCUUGCUCCUGGGCAUCGUGCAGAUCCCGCUUGGACUGACGCUGUAUGGCUCGCCGAAGGUACUCUUCAUACUGUUCGCAGUCUGGGCAUUUCUGCUCUUGAUUGUGUACUUUGUUCUCUCGUACAGGACCCAGCCUGAAAUGGGCUUCGAUGACAACACUACCUAUAUCACCGAUCGCACUGCAAGCACUAGGAGCCGAAGAAGCCGUGGCGGACGCGGUCUUGGAGCAUUGGCGACAGCGGGUGCAGCUGGUGCGGGACUGGCUGCACUAAGAGGCAGAUCGCACAGUCGCAGUCGCAGCAGACGUCGCGGUGACGAGACGACAGUACUCAGCUCCCGCCCUGAUUCCCGCUCGCGGGUUACUCAGUCGCAAUUUACCGAAUCUUACGUGAGCGAUGAGAAGUAUAACGACAAGCGCAAAAGUUCCACUUGGCGCGAUCGCUUUCUUGGUGCUGGGGCUGCUGCGGGGGGGAUUUUUGCCUUUAAGAGUCUCUUCGGCAAGAAGAAGGACAAGCGUGCUUACACCGAGACGUCAACUGGCAGCGAUGUCAGUUAUGGACGCCCGUUACCUCAGUCCGAAGUUACUCAGACAGAUCUGAGCCGUCUUGAAGAAGGAAGAGCUCCUGACUCACCAGUGAGGAAUCAAGACUGGCGUCGAGUCGAAGAAAGAGAAGCUGCUCAAGCAGCUGCCAUGGGUGCAAGUCCUUUGCGAGCUGCCCACCGUCCGGCAAGAAGUGGCGGUUCCAUCGACUCCUUUGACAGUCGAACAAGUUUCAACGAUCACCACGAUUCCCGCCCGCUCAGAGAGGAAUCCUAUGGAGUCAAAGAUGGCAUCAUGACCCUUGGAGCUAUUGGGUUUCUUAAGCACACGUGGAACAAGCGGAGAAACAGGAAGGAAGACGCACGGGUCGAGGAAUUGAGGCAACAAGACAUGGACGAAGAGAAGAUGGCUCGAGCGAACAGUAACCGACGAAGAUUUACGGGUGAUGGCGCGCCCCCUCCGCGCCGGCACAACGGACCACCAUCGACCAUCUACUCUGAAACCGAAAUCUCAGGCAUGACUCCGUCUGUAGCGAGGCCGAACGUUGCUCCACCGCCCGUAACCUCAUCUGCAGGUCCCUCUGUCCUACGCCCAGCUGACAACACCGUACUCUCUGAUUCGGGAUCUGAGGCCUAUAUUUCUCCUGGCGGCCGUUCUCAUCGCCGACACCGUAACUCGGCAGGUGCAGCAGCUCUUGCUGGCGGAGCUGCUGCCGCCGCAGCCUCUUCUGGGUCACCUUCGAGAAGGAGAAGCAGUCGAGAUGAGAGUGUUGUCUCCCCUCCAGUAUCUGUGAAGGUCAAGAUGCACAACGAUGGACGGCAUGUUACGCUCCGACGCUUGAAUGAAGAAGAGGCGGCAGCAGAACGAGAUGCUAGGAGACGAGAGCGACAACGCAGAAAUCGCAAUGGAAGCAUGUCUUCGUUGAGCCAGCUCGAUGGAGACCGUUGGCGAAGGACGGAAGCCCUCGAGGCUGCACAAGCUCAGGAGAUGGCACAGGCGGCUCCAGCGCCUACAUCGCAACAUGGAGUGCCUCUCCAAAUGCCUGAGCCUUACAUCCCUCCACCACCUCCGGGUCCGCCUCCGAACUUCAACUCAGGCCCAAGGCCGUCAACACAUACACCUCUUCCCCCACCUCCUCCCAUGCCAGCGGCGGAUCCCAGCAUACUGAGUAGCCCCCACGGCACUCAGGUAUAUGGCACCGAGACGGAUGUCAGUAACUACGACUCGAAUAGAAGGCGAAGACGGGCCGAGAGAGCCCAGGCGAAACAGGCUAGGUCGGGCGGAAGCCGCGUUGAGUUCUCUUGA
Ascochyta rabiei is the source of this 2385-nucleotide messenger RNA. RefSeq lists its product as uncharacterized. NCBI's taxonomy places the organism in Eukaryota, Fungi, Ascomycota, Dothideomycetes, Pleosporales, Didymellaceae. Gene Ontology annotation, molecular function: transmembrane monodehydroascorbate reductase activity. The transcript is spliced from 3 exons. Bases 1 to 2385 code for a protein of 794 amino acids. The record is from RefSeq and is a predicted model, not a curated record.